UAGCGCCGUCAGUUCAACCGUGGAUGCCGUGUUGACAGUGUGUGCGAGCGUUCCCGUUGCCCUUUUUUGCCUUUGCAGCACAAUCGAAAACGCGUACCGGUGUGUUUAUUUUCUGUUCCGUCACAAUCGUCCACGCACACGUGCGUUGUUUGUGUUGCGUAUCUAUUAUUGCGCGAAUGCAUUUCGGUGUGUUUGCAUGAUCGAUUUGUGUCCACCGGCACGAGUGUACUAGCAGCCCAGCCAAACACACAAGUGCGCUGUUUGAAUUUAUAUUUGUCCCAGUUGGAUUGCAAUACAUCGACUGUACAAAUAUCUGUUGCAUCGAUUAGUGUGGGCCGUACUGUGGUGAGUGUGCUUCUACCGUUUAUUGUGACCUCUGUGGUUUGGUUUUCUGGUACAAAAACCCCCUUUUACCGUAUGGUAAUAAAGCGUUGGUGGCGAAAAGAAAAAAGAUCCAGAGCAAUCGAUAUCAGCUGCCGUUUGGCGUUUCCUCUUGCGUGUAAUUUCCGCGUGUGCAAUUUUCUAACGCGCGGGCCCGCGCCUGUGUGUGUUUGUGUCAAUAGUGUUGCCGCAGGAAGCGGAAGGGCUUUCGGGAGGGGUAAAUAGUGUUUGCAUAGUCACCAUCAAAUCAGCUAAACAGCUGGCUCGUUGGGCGUUCAACCCACGCCCGAAAGGUGAUAAGCUACGCGCUGGGGUAGGUUGUUUACAUACACCGGUUGCCACUAAUAAAUCCGGCAGCGUGAUAAGAUAAGGCGUGCGCGGGAGGAGGAGCAUACAACCGGUGUGCAUUGUGAUAAAACUAUAUGCUCGUUGGCCGGUUGGCGACAUUUGGCCCUCCAGUGUGUGUAAGCUCGCGGUGACUUUUGGGGCGUAUUAAGUGCUGCUUGAUUGGUGGAAAGAGUUGGAACUGUUGAAAUAUUCAGCUCAAGAGAUUGGCAGAAUUCCCUCAAGGAUAUAUUGGUGAUCUUUCAACCGUAAUACGUUCAAAUACGGCAACCUGUCAGUAACACUAUGUAAUUUGGGCGUCGGGGCCACCUUCGGCGAGUCCAUCCUGCACGAUCUGCCCCGGGACAGUACGGUAGUGACGAAAACAACCUGCGAGCUGCUGCGCGUGGAGCAGCAAGAUUUCAGACUGAUUUUUGAGAAAAAUAAAGAAUUAAUGAACGACAUAAUCACCAACUGUAGGCUAAAAAAUGGAUUUGGUCAGAGCAUGCAGACGACCAGCACGGUCCAGACGAACGUGCAGCAGCAACCGUCGCCAACGAAAAAGCAGCUCAGCCCGGAUCAUCCAAAUCCUGCCGCACCAAUUACGGAGAUACCAAGCCCCGCAAUGUCCCGCAUGGGUUGGGCCCUCCGUACUCUCCUAGUGUCAGACAAUACAAGCUGUUUAAAGGACCGAAAGGUGGGUGGAAAAUUCAUAAGGAAAUGCGCUCCCGGCACGGAGCUGGUCGAAUGGUUGCUGAAUCUCUCGCCGAUCGUGCACACGCGAACGCAGGCCGCCGGCAUGUGGCAGGCGCUGCUGGAGGAAGGCGUCCUGUGUCACGUGGCAAAAGAGCAACCGUUCAAAGACAAGUGCUUUCUGUAUCGCUUCAAGUCGGACGAGGACGGUACGGCCGGCGGUGCGCCCACGUCCGACGAUGUUAACCACGCGAACGAACACAUCCGGGAGGCACUUCCGGCGCUGCUGCAUCGCGGCCCGGAUGCAACGCUCCGUAUGAUCCUGCGGAAACCAUCGCAUGAACGAACGCAGGAAGAGCUGGAGCUCGUGUACGAGGAGCUGCUACAUAUCGCCGCCCUAUCGCACCUGUCAACCUCCAUCAAGCGUGAGCUGGCCUCCAUUAUCGUCUUCGAAGCGCACGCACAUGCCGGCACCGUAUUAUUCAACCAAGGUGAUGAGGGACGAUCGUGGUACAUCCUGCUGAAAGGUUCCGUUGACGUAGUUAUCCACGGCAAGGGCACGGUCGCGACGCUCAAGGAAGGGGACGACUUUGGUAAGCUGGCCCUCAUCAACGAUGCACCCAGGGCGGCCACGAUCGUGCUGAAGGAGAACAACUGUCAUCUGCUGCGCGUGGACAAGGAGCACUUCAAUCGCAUCUUGCGCGAUGUGGAAGCGAACACGCUGCGGCUGCAGGAGCACGGCAAGGACGUACUAAUACUGGAGCGGGUUGCCAAACAGCGCGGAUAUUCGGCAUUCAAAUACACGGUCAUGUCCGGCACGCCCCAGAAAAUGCUCGAACACCUGCUGGAAACGCGGCUCGGUGGGCAGGCGGGACCGAACGAUCCGUUCCUGGACGAUUUCCUGCUCACGCACAUCGUCUUCAUGCCGACGCCGCUGCUGAUCGACGAGCUGGCCGCCAACUACCAUGCCGAUGCGGACAUUGACCUGCGGCAGGCGAGCGAGGAGGACCAGGAGUACUUCCUGACCAGCAAACGGCGCGUGGUGCAGUUCAUACAGCGAUGGGUACUGGCCGUCCGGCACGCCGUGUUCGACGACCCGCUAGCAGUGGAGUUUAUUGAGGAGCUGGCGACGGACGUUGAGGCGGAACCGGCACUGCAAGAGGAGGCGAGCAUCAUACAUCACGUGCUAACGCAAUUAUCCCGAUAUCAGGAGGACCGCCAGAUGAACGCGACCCAGAAAUGGAAACUCCCACCGAACGGACAGCCGAUCUGCCUGUUCAGUGGCAACACACACUCAAAGACUGUUAUACGCCCGGAUGACGAUAUAAUUUUCCGUGUGUACUGCGCCGAUCAUACGUACUGCACGCUGCGCUUCCCGAUGGCCACCACGGCCGAGGUUAUUAAAGCGUGUGCCGCCGACAAGCUGCAGAUCGCCCGGCUACCCGAAGAUCUGCUCCUGGUGGAGGUUAAAUCGAGCGGCGAGCGCGUCGUGUUCAAGGACAACGACGUGAGCGUACCGACAGCGCUCAGCCUGAAUGGACGGAUCUUUGUCUCGCCCAAGGACCAUCUGGACGCGCUGACCCCCCUACCCGAGCAGGAAGUACCGACGGAGGCACCGGACGUGGACUUUGAAGCACUGUCGACCAAGGACGUCGCCUAUCACAUGACACUGUUUGACUGGGAUCUGUUCUGGGCUGUGCACGAGUACGAGCUGCUGUACCAUACCUUUGGACGACAUCAUUUCAAUAAGAUCACUUCAAAUUUGGACGUUUUUAUCAGACGGUUUAACGAAAUACAGUAUUGGGUAGUGACGGAGAUCGUCUCGACGACGAAUCUCACCAAGCGGAUGUCACUGGUGAAAAAGUUCAUCAAACUGGCCGCAUUCUGCAAAGAGUACCAGAACCUGAACGCAUUCUUUGCCAUCGUGAUGGGACUGUCGAACACGGCCGUCUCGCGGCUCUCGAUGACGUGGGACAAACUGCCGUCCAAGUUCCGGAAGCUGUUCACCGAGUACGAGGCACUGAUUGAUCCGAGCCGGAACCAUCGCGCCUAUCGGAUGUCAGUGGGCAAGCUGCAGCCUCCAGUGAUUCCCUUCAUGCCGCUGCUGCUCAAGGACAUGACGUUCGCCCACGAAGGCAACAAGACCAGCCUGGACGGGUUGGUAAACUUCGAGAAGAUGCACAUGAUGGCGCAAACGAUGCGUGCGGUACGCUUCUGUCGAUCACGCCAUCUUGUACUUGAUCCUCCCUCGCCGAAGAACGAGAACGAAAUCCGCAACUACAUCCGCUGCUUCCGGACGAUCGAUAACCAAAGAGUGCUCAACUCGAUGUCACAGAAGGUGGAACCGCGUCGAUCUUAAGGAUGCUUCACAGCGCAAAAAACGCAUCGCAACAGCCACCCCACCAAUUCCGACCACCAGUUGCGCAUAUGAAAGGUCAAGCUGGUACCGAGAGACCAAAAACCCGCCCAAUCCUACAAUUGCCCGGUUGUUCUGGGUAACGUUUUUCUUUUCGUGAGAACAGAAUCCCAGCGCGCACGGUACUUUUGAUGGUUUUUACCAUUUGCAAACCGAACAUACCUUUGUUGUAAGAUAACAUUUUUGAAAAGGUAAGCACAGCUACUGACACAGAGUCGAGUGUGUUUGGUACUUUGUCUCUUGUGAGAGUAUUUAUUAAUGUCAUUCCCAACCCUGUGUGUAUUUUACUUCUCAUCGAUUUUGUCCACAGUUUGUUUGUGAUGUUAAGAUCUGGAUCAGUUAUACAACAGCAACACUUCUCAGUUUCGUUUCCCCCUUUAAUCCUACAAAUAUCGAAUAACUUCUAUCACCCUUUACCUUUCCACUGUUGGUUUUGUAAAUUAGUUUGUAUGAAGAUAUUUAAGUUGUAUUUUGUUUUAAGCGCACUUUGGUCUUGAAUAAACAUCUCGACGAUUAAAGUACUGUAA
This is a messenger RNA of Anopheles coluzzii, 4341 nucleotides long. It is a transcript of the gene Epac, whose product is annotated as rap guanine nucleotide exchange factor 4. Gene Ontology annotation, cellular component: plasma membrane. The record is from RefSeq and is a predicted model, not a curated record. Gene Ontology annotation, biological process: Ras protein signal transduction; positive regulation of GTPase activity. NCBI's taxonomy places the organism in Eukaryota, Metazoa, Arthropoda, Insecta, Diptera, Culicidae. Gene Ontology annotation, molecular function: guanyl-nucleotide exchange factor activity. The transcript has 20 exons. The coding region runs from base 1160 to 3757 and encodes 865 amino acids.